CGAUCUAAGCUUAGUCAGUAGUUGAUCGACGGUAGACUCGGUUGUGUAUCCUAGCUCUUGCCAAGAGGAGAUCCUUCCUUUUUAGUCCGGUGUGUACCACUAAGCGUCCCACUACGGAACAACGGAUUGUACCGUGGACGGUAGCCGUGAUUUUGCCGGUUUUUUUUUUUAAUAUAACGAAGACGCGCACGAGUAGUUAAUUAUAAAGGUGCAAAUUUUUUUAUAUGGGUCAAAUUGCAAAAAACUGAAAGUGAGAAAAAUUUACGCACGGAAGAAGAGUGUAACACCGUAAGAACAAUAAGUGAUAUAAUUAAUUGUGUAACUUAUCGACCGCUUUGUUGUACUGCCAAUUGUUGGUGUCGAGUGUUUGGACGGAACUGCCGGCGGUGACAUCAACGUUAUUCCAGAUCAAAGUAUUAAAACAUCCCUCCUGCAACCGAAAACUAAGAAAGUACAAAAAUGCAGCCGCCUUUCGUGGAAAAGCUGAGAUUUCUCUACAAACCAUACGUCCUGGCAAUUCUCACCAUUGGCUACAUCGCUGGCGAGCUCGGUCACUACUUGAUCGGAGUCACAUCGAAAGCAACUGCGAUUGAGCUGGACUACGGGGACCAUGCGUGCCAGCAGAAUCAUACGGAAGUUCAUCGUCAUCUGCUACCUCAGCAAUGUGCCGAUAUCGACGUCGAGCAUGACUGCCACCGACAGCAUCUCAAUGGGACGGUUUACUGCGAGUGGAAUUACAACGGUCUGGGGCUGGAGUACCAGUUACUUGCCGGACCCAGUUUCAUUGCUGUGUUUACUGUGAUGGGAGUGGUCCUAGGAUUUGCCGCAGACAGAUUCAAUCGCGUUCGGUUGCUUACCGUUUGUACGCUAGUUUUUGCGUUGGCCAUAAUUUUCCAGGGCACGGUAAAGGAAUACUGGCAGUUAAUUCUGCUGCGUAUGGUUAUGGCCGCUGGCGAGUCCGGGUGCAACCCUUUGGCAACCGGUAUUAUGUCCGACAUUUUCCCAGAAAGCAAACGUGCUCUUGUAAUGGCCAUCUUCAACUGGGGAAUCUAUGGUGGUUACGGUAUUGCAUUCCCCGUGGGGCGUUAUAUCACCAAGCUGAACAUCUGGGAUCAGGGUUGGCGUGUGUGUUACUACGGAACCGGAGUGCUGGCCAUACUGAUAGCUAUCCUAACUGGUACCACUCUGAAGGAACCGGAGCGGCAAACCAUUGGUGAAGAAACGACCGGGAAAGGCAAAGUAUCACUGAUGAAAGCUCUGAUGCAGCCACGUGUCAUUCUACUCAUGAUUGCCGCCUCCAUUCGUCAUUGCGGUGGUAUGACGUUUGCCUACAAUGCCGAUCUAUACUACAACAUCUAUUUCCCGGAUGUGGAUCUCGGCUGGUGGUUAUUUGCUGUCACUAUUGGAAUUGGUAGCAUUGGAGUCGUGAUUGGUGGGAUCGUUUCGGAUAAAUUUGUUGCAAAAAUGGGAAUUCGCUCUCGAGUUGCAUGCCUCGCCAUCAGUCAACUGAUCGCUACUCCAUUUGCUUUUGGUUCCGUGUACUAUGAUCCACUAUGGGCGAUGAUUACCCUCGGUAUCAGUUAUUUCUUCGCCGAAAUGUGGUUCGGAAUCGUUUUCGCCGUUCUGGUUGAAAUUGUCCCACUGCAGGUUCGUUCGACCACCAUUGGCGUGUUUCUGUUUGUGAUGAACAACAUCGGAGGAAAUCUUCCCAUCCUGGUUGACCCAUUGGCCAAGGCGAUCGGAUACCGAGGUUCCAUUAUGUUCUUCUAUGCCGGUUUCUACGGAAUCAGCAGUUUGUUAUUCUUACUGACGAUGUUUUUCAUGGAUGGUCCAAAACCAGAACCGGUAACCGAAGAGGUCCGAAACCAGGUCGAAAUGGGUCACGAAAACCGAACCUUCCAGUCGGACGAUUUCAUCAACGGUGUUGGAGGACCCCAAACGAAUGGACGCAGCAUUGCCGGGACGCGAUCUGCCGAGAACAGUAGACUGUAAACCGGAUUGACCAAACUAGAUAGGGUUCAAAUAGGUUAAGUUAGAAUAAUCAAUGAACGUCCGACGCACAAUCUCAACGACAGACGAUAACAUACCUGAUAAAGGAUUCGAAACAAAAAAUAAUGAAUCUAUCGAGCUGGAAUCUUAGUGGUUAAAACGUGAGAUUUUUAACGUUCGAAAAAGAAUCUCGUCUACAACAUUACGAUACGCUUUCGAAUUAGUACCUCUCGUGUCUAUAAUUAUAGGUAAUUUGUUGUACAACAUCAAAGUGCUUGACGUGAUCUAACGCGUAGUUGAUUAUAUUUAUAUCAGUCGUAAGUUUUUAACAUGUUUUAAUAAACUGAAAAUCAAAAGUA
Molecule: messenger RNA, 2348 nt
Organism: Malaya genurostris
Lineage: Eukaryota; Metazoa; Arthropoda; Insecta; Diptera; Culicidae
Product: putative metabolite transport protein HI_1104
Exons: 4
Coding region: 460-1992 (510 amino acids)
Biological process (GO): transmembrane transport
Cellular component (GO): membrane
Molecular function (GO): transmembrane transporter activity
Source: RefSeq, a predicted model, not a curated record